CUGCAAGUUUGAUGGCCUUCUCCUCCCUGGAAUGCGAUUCUGCACCUUUAAAGAAUGAUGGAUGGCUGUAGUUCCUCCUCUUCAGCUAGCAGUGUUUAUUCUGCAGCAUGUGCUUUGUGUCUUGCUUAAUACUAAUUCACAUAAAAUCCCAGUGAAGAAGAGCCACCCAUCUACACAUAUGGAAAUAGUCUCGACACGCAGUAACAAUAAUCAUCCAAGAGAGCUGGGAGUUAGAAAGCUAUGAACAGCUAAAAAUUAUGAUACAGACAAGUGGUAAAUGUGGGAGAAAAGGCAGUUAAAAGGAGAAAACCACUGAAUGUAAAUGGGCUAUUACUUCAAUCAACCAAUUAGAAAUCUGAAGUCUCUCUUCUGUCUCUUCUAGGGCAACAAUAUAAUUAAUUAAAAGGAAAUGUCUGAAUGCGUCUAAGUUCUGCUUCUGUAUGUCAUUCACCAUAGGGUCCGGGAGAGUCAACCAGGCCUCCCAUGAACUAAUAAAUAUAAACCAUAAAAAAAAAAAAAAAAAGAAGAAGCCACAAAGAUGUUUCAUGCCCCGUUGACAUCACGGGUCAGCUGACUCUCCUCUUCCACUCAGUGAAUGACUAGCUGGAGUCUUUUCUGUCUCAGAACCGGGGUUGAGUUAACACUCUUUCAGGCCUCAUAGGCGACCACAGAACCACAAGCAAACUGCAAUCUCCAAUUUAGAAGAGUACCUGUACCUCAGCGAGGAGGUUUUUCCCCCCCACCCCAGUUGUUAACACCAGCUGUAUUUUUGUCUGUCUAGGGUAAGUUCCAUUCAUUCAUUCAUUUUGCUCUCCAUACCUUACGCCGCCCUCUGUCUAUCUCUUUGCAAACCCUGUUUUCUUCCCCCCCUUUCGUACUAAUGAUCCAGCGUGCAUAUGCUUCUGUUGAAAACCUUGUGGCUAAGCAUUCCUGUGGCACGGCAAAGCCAGAUUCUUGGUUACAAACAGGCACUUAGCUUCCUUGUGGAUUUCUCUCUCUCUCUCUCUCUCUCUUUUGUAUUUCAGUUCAAACUUAUUUUUUCAAGACUAGCGGGGGGAAUAUAAACAAACCACAAGGACUGGCUGAGGAAUCAUCUUGGGCUGGGGUCAUGGCUUCCAACAGCAUCUUUGACUCGUUUGCAACCUAUUCGCCCACCUUCCUCCGUGACCCCAGCACCAGCAGGCGCUUCACACCUCCCUCCACGGCCUUCCCCUGCGGUAAGAUGGGCGAGAACAGCGGGGCGCUGAGCGCGCCGGCGCCGGGCUCCCGAAGUCGGCCCGAGGUGCGCUCGGUGGUGGACGUGCUGGCGGACCACGCGGGCGAGCUGGUGCGGACAGACAGCCCCAACUUCUUGUGCUCGGUGCUGCCUUCACACUGGCGAUGCAACAAGACCCUGCCGGUGGCCUUCAAGGUGGUAGCCCUUGGAGAUGUACCUGAUGGGACUGUAGUAACGGUCAUGGCUGGAAACGAUGAGAAUUAUUCUGCAGAGCUCAGAAAUGCCUCCGCAGUCAUGAAAAAUCAAGUGGCAAGGUUUAAUGACCUGAGAUUUGUUGGGCGAAGUGGCAGAGGAAAAAGCUUUACAUUGACGAUCACAGUGUUCACAAACCCCACACAAGUCGCUACCUAUCACCGAGCCAUUAAAGUGACUGUGGAUGGACCCCGGGAGCCAAGAAGGCACAGACAAAAGCUAGAAGACCAAGCCAAGCCCUUCACAGACCGCUAUAGCGAACUGGAACGUCUGCGCCAGUCUAUGAGAGUUACCCAAACAACUCCCAACCCCCGAGGAUCCCUGACCGCCCCAGGCCACUUUGGGUCACAGACUCAGACUCCAAUACAAGGCACGUCGGAUCUGAGCCCCUUCUCUGACCCACGUCAGUUUGAUCGCUCCUUUCCCACACUGCCGACCCUGACCGAGACCAGGUUUUCCGACCCCCGGAUGCAUUACCCCGGCGCGAUGUCAGCGGCCUUCCCUUACCCCGCGACGCCCUCGGCCUCAGGGAUCAGUGGCAUCAGCAUGACCAGCAUGCCCACCACGACCCGCUUCCACCACACCUACCUUCCGCCACCCUACCCUGGCUCCACCCAGAACCAAAGUGGACCCUUCCAAACCAACCCCUCUCCUUACCAUUUGUACUACGGUACGUCGUCCGGAUCGUACCAAUUCUCCAUGGUGGCGGGGGGUGAGCGCUCACCCACAAGGAUGCUGUCCUCCUGCACGAGUGCCUCAGUGGGCAACAACUUAAUGAAUCCCAACCUUGCCAAUCAGAAUGAUGGCGUUGAUGCGGAUGGUAGUCACAGUAACUCGCCUACAGCCAUGACGACUACCGGGAGGAUGGAUGAAUCUGUCUGGAGACCCUACUAGGAAGGACUCAAGGAGGCACGUGUAACUUGAACCAAAUAAAACGCCCAUCAAUGUGUUACUCCUGUCAAUCGCAAAUAGAUCAAAAUGAGGCCUAGCACGGGACGUCUCCCAAUCUGAAGGCAAAUCAGGAUCCUUCCCUCACCAAUAUAGGUAACUGGCAAGCAAAGAUGGACCAGAGCUGUAUACAGUUCAAAACACACGUCCACAAGGCUUGAAUUGGUCACUCAGUGAGGUUCCUUUGGUCACUUUGAAAUGGGUGGAUUGUAUAUAGGAGUGUGUGGAAUCAGAUGUUUGUUAAUUGCCCAGCUGUGGCUAUGUUCAGAAUGCCUAUCCAUCAUCUCGCUCUUAACCAAAAAAACCCCUGUCCUCCUGCAGAAUCAUAGGUGUUAGAGAAAAUUUUAAAAAGGCCCCAGAAAUCAGCCAGUCCAUCUCUCUGCAAAUGCAGGAAGAAUGAACUAAGAAGCCUUAGCCACUCGCCCCCUCCGGAAAAGGGCCUUUAACCACCAAACGAACCAGAGCUGCCCGCAUCAGCUGAGACGUGAGUCUUGUUUACAGCAAAACAGAUGUGACUGGCUCUCGCUGACGCAGUUAAGGCUCUGAAGAACAUUGCUAGCGAGUGAGCAGGUAUCAGCCAUGUGAACAAGUGCUGUGAUAUGAUUUUGAAAGUGGUUGUAUUGUGAUUUUUUUUUGUUUGCUUGUUUUUAACAGUAACAUGGCUGAUCCCACGCUUGACGACCUCCCCAAUCCCCUUCCCAUAUGUUUACAUGAGAUGUAAUUUUUUAACACAAUGUGUUUUCCUUUCGUCCUGACCUGGACGUUAAUUUCUUGCUACUUCUAGUUAGUCUCGAUGGUUGCGUCCGAGACGAAGAAGGCGUUUGGGACAAUCCAGUGUGUGAGGUGCACUUACAAACACGUUUGCUGCAAAGAGGACUUGGAAGCCUUUGGAAUUAUAUGAAAUCCAGCGUAGCGGCUUCUCCUCGCUCAUUUCCAAGUGGCACGCAGGCAGUGCAGCAAUACGUAGUAUUUAUUUUAUGAUUCGCUUCCAUUUUUACACCCAGAGUGGCUCUACACACCAUGCAUUUGUGUUUAAAGAAAAGAGAUUGUCAGCUGAUUCUUAAAGUACUGACUGAGAUUUGACUGACCCCUCAGUUUUAAAUAAAAUGUAACCCCCUGGCUUUAUUUUAGACAAAUGAAAUCAUAAUAUCAUAGAAUCAUAGAAUAUCAGGGUUGGAAGGGACCUCAGGAGGUCAUCUAGUCCAACGCCCUGCUCAAAGCAGGACCAAUCCCCAAUUAAAUCAUCCCAGCCAGGGCUUUGUCAAGCCUGACCUUAAAAACUUCUAAGGAAGGAGAUUCUACCACCUCCCUAGGUAACGCAUUCCAGUGUUUCACCACCCUCCUAGUGAAAAAGUUUUUCCUAAUAUCCAACCUAAACCUUCCCCACUGCAACUUGAGACCCUUACUCCUUGUCCUGUCCUCUUCUACCACUGAGAAUAGUCUAGAACCAUCCUCUCUGGAACCACCUCUCGGGUAGUUGAAAGCAGCUAUCAAAUCCCCCCUCAUUCUUCUCUUCUGCAGACUAAACAAUCCCAGUUCCCUCAGCCUCUCCUCAUAAGUCAUGUGUUCCAGACCCCUAAUCAUUUUUGUUGCCCUUCGCUGGACUCUCUCCAAUUUGUCCACAUCCUUUUUGUAGUGUGGGGCCCAAAACUGGACACAGUACUCCAGAUAACUGGACACAGUACUCCAGAUAUAUAGCACUUCUCAUCUCAAAGUGCUUAGUGUAAUUAUGCCUCAUAUCACAACCCCUGUGGUGAUUUAGGGCACUGUUAUUAUCCCCAUUUUACAGACAGGUAAAUUGAGGUAGAGGGAUUUGUCGAAGGCCACAUACAGUGGCACUCCUGACCCACGCUUACCACUGGUAACAGAGCAGCAGCUAGAGGCCUCAGCUGAGAUUACGGCCCAUCGUGCUGAAUGCUGCACAGACACAUAGUGACCAUCCUCCACAGUGAUCUUACAACUGAAAUAGACAACGCGUAGGGAAGUAAACAGGGGACAUCACACAGGAGCUCUGUGGCAGAGUCUGGGCUAGAAGCCAGCAUUCCUGGGUCCUUGGGAUCUCCCUGGACCACGCUGCCCCUCCGCAUUGCUAGCUGACAUAAAUUAGUUCCCUGUGCUUCAAACAGGAAUUAAGGCCUGGUCCUAACAUAACCUUACUCACACUAGUUGUUCCAUUGAAGACGAUGAGACGACUCCUGUGAAUAAGGUACGUUUGCCUGCAUAACAGUUUGCCACUUCAGCCUGCAGCUGGGUUGUAAGAGCUCCCCUCUAGGUCACUGAAUGUAGCACACCAGUGGCAGGGGUGGGAACAGAACCCAGGACUUGUGUGUCGCAAGAGCUACGUUAAGCAGAGGGGGGUCCAGCUCCUGUGUUAAUGGAUACAAAAGGCUACUAAAGCGGAAGCAUUUUCCCCUCACUUUGCACUGGUGUAAAUGACUGCACAGGGCGAAGGGUGAUUGAGAGUCAGGGCUUAGAAUUAGAUUCCCAGUCCUAUUAAAUAGGAAGACCCCGUGGGAGUUAGGUGCUUCAGGAUGUGAACAAGAGGUCUCCUGUAGUUAUGUAGCCACUUCAGAGGAGAUAUAUUAAUAAUAAUGCUGAAGCAUAGUUCUAAAUUCAUAAUAACCCUGUGAGUAUUUAACAAAGCCCGUGACUGGCGGUAAGCAUCUCUCCGGCAGGGUGAUGUAGAACAAGACAAGCGGUAAGCAUCUCUCCGGCAGGGUGAUGAGGAACAAGCCAAGAGUUGCCCCUUUUUUUCCCUUAACCGAUUAUGAAACUACUGCUACUCAGUGGGUUUUUUUAAGUUAUCAUGAGAAUUAUUUGGCAUCUGGUUGCUUAUGUUUGAGUGAGUUAAGGAUGAAUUUCAAUGAGACCUUGAGCGCCUUUGAAAAUCCCAUCCUAUGCACCACAGCUAAAGCAAAGACGGUUGGCUUGUCAAAUCUCAGUGGGUAUCUUUCCAGCAAUCAAGUGACAUAAAAUGCAUUACCAUUUAAAUAUGGGAUUGAGACAUCAAAUCAUAUGUACCUGGAUUUAGUUGUAAAGCUGCAAUGACCACUCAUGGAUUUAAAAACUGCAAACUCCACUUGCCUUAGCAAACAGCAAGCCCAUGCCUCUUGAUGGCUAUCUGUCUGUCAAACUGGACUAUGGCAGCCUGUCUUUUGAUGCGUUCAAGUUUAUCAGUAACAAUAGUUCCACUGAUAGAAAGCACAAAGAAAAUAAGGAAUUCUUCAUACCAAUUUAAUGGUGUUCCUGGAGUAUUUAAAACCAAAAAAAUAUAUAUAUAUCUGCAACUAUGUUCCUUUAUGACAUAUUGUCAUAUGAAGGUGUAAAUACAGACACCUCAAUUUUAUGCAAAUGGUCGCAAGACUGGCCAAAAGAAUUUGCUUUGCACUAUCAUUUGCUUUUUUGUUGUUUUUUUUUUUUAAAUGCACAAUCGCUUGUACAGUAAAACCUUUGUCUGGCUUAUGAAAUAUUUAACUGUAAAAUCUAAUUUUUUGGUCUUAUGUGUUAGAAUAAUAUAAUUCUUAAAUAUGUUGAAGGAUCCAGUUCUUAAUAAUGCUUCCUAUACUUGCGUGUGCAGGGUCAAAACCAGAAACAACCAAAAAAAUGAGACUAGAAGACCGCUCUUUCUGUAGCUAAAGAUGGCAGAGAUUUGUUUUGUUUAAAUGGAAUUUUAUGAUGGACAUUGCAAAAAUGCUAGUAACACCAAAUAAUGUGGUUAUUUGUGUAAUAUACCAGCCCUACUUGAAGGUAACUCCCUAUAUUUAAUAUGUAGCCCAUCUUUUUACCUGUAGCACUUGUCACUGGGGAGGGGCAGGGGUCUGCUCCCACUGAAGUCAUUAGCAGGAGUCUGCUGCUUUUAGCUUCAGUGAGCGCAGGAUCAGACCCCCUCUUCUUAGCCUAUUUUGUGAAUAGGUGGACUCGAGUUUGUAAGAAGCCAUAGCGAAGUGGCCAGUUCUGCUUUUCUAUUAUAAACGUCGAUGUUCUUAUCAAAUGUACGUGAUUAUCUUGUCAGGCAUCUGUGUAAUCAUUUUAAGGCCUUUCCACGUGGAAUAAUAAAUGUAUGGUUACAAGUC
Chelonia mydas (Green sea turtle) is the source of this 6489-nucleotide messenger RNA. RefSeq names its product RUNX family transcription factor 3 (gene RUNX3). NCBI's taxonomy places the organism in Eukaryota, Metazoa, Chordata, Testudines, Cheloniidae. The transcript has 6 exons. The record is from RefSeq and is a predicted model, not a curated record. Gene Ontology annotation, biological process: neuron differentiation; regulation of transcription by RNA polymerase II; regulation of cell differentiation. Gene Ontology annotation, molecular function: DNA-binding transcription factor activity, RNA polymerase II-specific; RNA polymerase II cis-regulatory region sequence-specific DNA binding; ATP binding. The coding region runs from base 1109 to 2362 and encodes 417 amino acids. Gene Ontology annotation, cellular component: nucleus.